Zingiber officinale is the source of this 2946-nucleotide messenger RNA. RefSeq names its product pentatricopeptide repeat-containing protein At4g13650-like. Lineage: Eukaryota; Viridiplantae; Streptophyta; Magnoliopsida; Zingiberales; Zingiberaceae. The coding region runs from base 32 to 2398 and encodes 788 amino acids. The transcript has 2 exons. Gene Ontology annotation, molecular function: protein binding; RNA binding. Gene Ontology annotation, biological process: RNA modification. The record is from RefSeq and is a predicted model, not a curated record.
AAUAGUUGUUUCGCGCGAAUUAAUUAGAUGGAUGGGCGUCCGCAUCAAAUCCGCCAUUGCCGCUCUCUGCCCAUCUCCGAGGCUGCUCUCCUAUUCGAAGAGCCCAAUACUUGGCACUGUUCCGCGUUCCACCGACCUCUCGGAUGCAAAGGUAGACGUGGAGAAGCACUACGCUGCGCUGCUGCGAGCCGCCGCCCGAGCUCGAUCCGUUUCCGAUGGCAAAGCCGUUCACUGUCGCAUACUCAGGACCGUUCCGAGGCCCCGCCUUUAUCUCCUCAACAACCUGGCCAACAUGUACUGCAAGUGCCACUCCCUUCCGCACGCCCUCCGUUUGUUCGACGCAAUGUCUCACCCGGACGUAGUGUCCUGGAACACCAUCGUUGAUGGCUUCUUCCUCGCCGGCCUCACAUCCGAUGCCUUGGCUCGCUUCAGAGAUAUGUUUCGGUGCGGUGUCGUUCCUGAUGAGUUUAGCUUCGUCGGAAUUCUCAAAAGCUGCGAUCUUGGAACGGGCUGUGCCGUUCAUUGUGUUGUGGUCAAAUUUGGUCUUGGGGACAGUGCUUUUGUCGCGAAUGGUCUUGCCGAGUUCUAUGCUGAGUUUAAACUCUUGAGUGACACGAUGACAAUUUUUGAAGGUGUGGAGCGCAAGGACAUUGUAUUGGUCAAUUCUGUCAUUGGUUUGCUUGCUAAAGCUGGGAAUCUUCAACAAGCUUUUACAAUGUUUUGCCAUUAUGCCCUGGCUGAACGCUUGCAGAUUGAUCGAGCUACUUUUGUUAACCUUUUGAGUGGGGUUGAAUUGCGUAGGCUGGGUCUUCAAGUUCAUGGUCUGAUAAUUAAGAUUGGAUUCGAGGAUGGUGCUGUAGAGAAUUCCCUUGUCAGGAUGUAUUCUAAUUGUGGAUUUACAUAUGAUGCACACGAUUUGUUAUUAUACUCGAAGAGCCAGAAUGUGAUAUCUUGGACCAGCUUGAUAAAAGGGUACGCUGAUCAUGAACAAUUUUCAGGAGCAUUGGAUGUUUUCUGCCAGAUUUAUCAUAAUGGCAUGUUGUUGGAUGAUGUUUUACUAGCUUGCAUUCUCAGUGUUGCAGCUUCUUCUGAAUGUCUGGCACUGGGUAUUCAGGUCCAUGAUGUUGUUAUUAAACAUGGUUUUGAGCUGAACUACUGCAUCAGUCACGCUUUGAUGGAUAUGUAUGCUAAGUGCAUGUCAAUGCCAGAGGUUCUGAAGAUCUUCCGGCUCAUUGGUGAAGACUUUAAUGUUUCUUCUUGGACUAUAUUGGUUUCAGGAUAUGCCAAAUGUGGCUCUUCCAUGGAAGCACUCAAAACAUUCUACCAGAUGAACAGUCUAGGAAUCAACUCUGAUUCAGUUGCAUGCAUCAGUGUUCUAAUAGGUUGCUCUGAUCUGCAAGCUAUAGAUCAAGGUGAACAAGUUCAUGCCUAUUUGAUUAAAUCAGGCUAUGACACUGAUCUAUCAGUACAGACUGUGUUGAUUUCUCUUUAUUCUGAAUGUGGAAGACUGAAUGAGGCUGUUAAGCUGUUUGAAAUGAUGGCUACACAUGAUGUUGUUUCAUGGACUUCACUCAUUUCAGCAUACGAAAAUCUUGGAUGCAGGGAAAAAGUGUUUAUGUGUCUUAAACAAAUGUUGCAUGCAGGUAUAAAACCAAAUCAUUUCACUCUUGUCAGUGCACUCACAGCCUCUACAAAACUAACAUCUGCUUUGGCUGGGAAAUCAAUUCAUGCUGCUGUUAUAAAAACUGGGCUGGAAGAAGACAAAUACAUUGGAAGUGCACUUAUUGACAUGUAUUGCAAAUGUGGAAGCAUUGGAUGUGCGCUAAGAUACUUCAGUACAGCAUCUAAACAUGACAUUAUUCUCUGGAAUGCUUUGCUUUCAGGGUAUGCUCAACAUGGCAAUGUCCUAGAGAUGCUAAAGGCUUAUGAAAAAAUGAUUGGUCAUGGAAUAGAGCCUGACAGCAUUACAUUUCUGUCAGUUCUCUCUGGUUGUAGCCAUGGUGGCCUCCUUGACAAAGUGUUUCAAUAUUUUGCAAGUAUGAGAGAUGAAUAUGGAAUUAUACCACAAAUGGAACACCACGCUUGUGUUGUUGAUGCUCUUGGACGUGCUGAUCUGCUCAAGGAUGCAAUCAAUUUCAUUGAUGAGAUGGGAGUUACUCCUGGUUCAACAGUGCUACGGACAUUGAUUAGCUUUUGUAUCGUGCAUGGACAUGUUAAAUUAGGUUUGGCCUCAGUAGCAAAGAUGAUAUUGCUGGGGCAGAUGGAUAGUUCAGCAUUUGUGUUACUGUCAAAUUUGUAUGCAAUCGAAAAGAAGUGGCAUGCUAGAACAAAAGUUCGAGAUGCAAUGGAGGUUGAUAUCAAGAAUGCAAAGAAGGUUGCAGUUAGCUGGAUUUCAUAGUACCUGACUGGUGGAAAUUGGACCUGCAGAAUAUUGGAUUGGAUUGAUAUUGUAAGUGCAGAAAACUUUCUUUGGUGAUGAAGCUUACUAAUAGUUACAAAUUCACUGAAGAGUGUGAAAUAUGAUGUAAAACUGCUGUAUUUAAGCAAGCUCUGCCAUCAAACUGGAGAAACACCAGAGAUAGUUAGAGCACUUGUGGAUGUUCUUUUUUAUCCACAGUAGUAGCUAUUGGCUAAAUCAUUGUUCAAUAAUACUGAAAAUCAAGUCAGGCUAGAAUUCGCUUGCAGAAGCAACUCAAAGAGUAGUUCUUGUGCAUGCAUUAGUUCUACCUGCCAGAACAAUCCUUAAUUAGUUUCUUUGUUUUGGUUGGCGACUUUAUGGAAUUUGUGGACCGCGACAGCUAAUGCAAUGGAACAUACCUAUCUACUUAUGUAAUAUUCGAGCAACUCUGCUUCAAUCAGGUAUAAGAAUAUUCAAAGUAUACUACACUAUCUUUAUGCAGUCAAAUACUUAAAUUAGUGUUCGUUAGCAUUUUUUGGAAUGGAAAU